Mercurialis annua (annual mercury) is the source of this 697-nucleotide messenger RNA. RefSeq lists its product as uncharacterized. NCBI's taxonomy places the organism in Eukaryota, Viridiplantae, Streptophyta, Magnoliopsida, Malpighiales, Euphorbiaceae. The record is from RefSeq and is a predicted model, not a curated record. The coding region runs from base 167 to 547 and encodes 126 amino acids. The transcript has a single exon.
UACAAUUGAAUUGUAGUCAACCGAACCUUCCAGAUGACACGGUUUUGAAAUUUGCCUGCAAUUUUUAUUCGAGAAUUUCAAACCCUAACGAGGGACAAUCCGAAACCCCAUCUAUAAUAAACCCACCCAAGAAUAGCAACAAACACCAAAUCCAAUUCUAACACGAAUGGGUUCGAUCUACAUCUGCACAGAAUGCGGCACCAAUCUGAAUCUAAACUCAGUUCAUCUCUACCCACAAGAUUUUUACUUCGAGGCGGGAAACAAAGGCACGCUCUCUUUCGCUGCGGUUGAUUCUACAAAGUUCAGGUUUGAGAAAGAAGAUAAAAUCAGACCCUUUUUUGAGACGAUUAAUUACUGGGGAAUUCAAAGAAAACGAACCAAGAUUGUUUGUAAUAGCUGUGGGAAGCUUGUUGGUUAUGUUUAUGAUGAUGGGCCUCCUUUAACUGAUAGUCCUGGUCAAUUUCAUAUGGGUCCUAGUCAAGUGAUUCCUAGAGCUCCUAGGUACAGGUUUAAGAUCAAGGCUCUUAGGAUCUCAUCAGAAACUUGAUCUUAACUUUUAUGAUGGUAAAUUGUGGCAAAAAAACUUGUAUGAUUGUACAGAGUUUUGUAUUUUUUUCUCUAAGAGAUGGUGAAUUUGGUUGUGAUGAUUCUUAUGUUGUAUUUUGUAUGUUGUAUAAAGAUGCUUUUUAUAUUUUUA